AUGGAAGUUAUAAUAUUAUAUGAUCCAUCUGGCGUGUGUACUAGCAAUUUUCAACAAAAAUUUAUUGAUAUGAGAAUCUAUAAUAACAAAGAUCAACUAUUAAAUUUUAUUAAAGAAGAUGACGUAAGAGAGAGAGAUAUUACAAUAUUUUUACCAUCUCAUGAUGUACGAAAUAUCAUAUCUCAAGUUUACGAUUUAAAUCAAAUUCAUUCAAUUUACGUUUAUUAUUCUUCUAUAAAUGAAGCACAAAAUUUAAAAGAUUGGUGGUUUAGCAAUAAUUAUUUUAAAAUACGUCAAAUUUUUUGUCAUGAUCAGUUGAUAUCUAAAUUAUGUAUUGUAUAUCUUAAUUAUUGUCGUUCAAAUAACCUACCCUCAGAAGAGGCAGUACGUUACAAUGAAUUAUAUCAAAAAUAUUUAAACGACAUCAAGUUUCAAUUAAUACAAGAAAGUAAGUAA
Molecule: messenger RNA, 456 nt
Organism: Didymodactylos carnosus
Lineage: Eukaryota; Metazoa; Rotifera; Eurotatoria; Philodinida; Philodinidae
Source: the annotation of a GenBank genome assembly